This is a messenger RNA of Leptinotarsa decemlineata (Colorado potato beetle), 1511 nucleotides long. RefSeq lists its product as uncharacterized. Lineage: Eukaryota; Metazoa; Arthropoda; Insecta; Coleoptera; Chrysomelidae. Gene Ontology annotation, biological process: regulation of DNA-templated transcription. Gene Ontology annotation, molecular function: DNA-binding transcription factor activity, RNA polymerase II-specific; RNA polymerase II cis-regulatory region sequence-specific DNA binding. The record is from RefSeq and is a predicted model, not a curated record.
AGCUUACUGAGACUUCGAGUCGUCGCAACGUGCCUUGAGUUUGUCGUUGUAGUUAGUGUGUACGAACUGUUGUGCGUUUCUCGAGACUUGUGCCUUAUUUAUUGGAUUAUAUUUUGUGUUUUCGUUUUUGGAGUACCUAUGCCUGUUACUAUCAUGGCUAAGAACUAUUCGCAUUGCCCCUUGAAAAAGAGGCCGAUUGUCUAUGAUGACAUACCUGAAGAACCGGAAAAUCUUUCCACCAAACCGGAAGAUCUCAGCAGAACCGGCCGACUGGACUCAGUCUCGCCUUCAUCAUCCCCUACGCUAUCCACAUCAGCGUCUCCUCAAUCAUCUAUGAUCGACUCACCCCCAGCAUCACCCCCGAUGUCGUCACCAUCACCAACACACUUCAUGUACCAACCCCCAAUCAAAGUUGAACCUCGUCUGGAGUACCCGAUACCAAUUAGCCCGGAGUACGCCCCGCAGACAUGGCACAGAAGCGUGGCACCUCCGAUGUACCACCCAGCCUACCAUCACCCUUACAUGCCGUACCCUUAUCAUCACGAGAGCGUCUACAUGGGGCCCACUUCUCCGUACAGCGACAGUUCCCUUUCACCACCGCACCAGAUGCAGCAGCCUUUGCAGCCUCUAGCUUUGAGGCCCACUGUGUACUCUUCAAUGGACCAAAGCUCCUUGAGCCCCAAUUCUUCCACCACAUCACCACCUCCUCAAACGGUACCUUCUGCGGAAGAUUUGUCUGAGAAGAGGAGGCAAGGCAUCAGACACCAAUGUCCGGACUGUGGCAAAAGCUACUCCACCUUCUCAGGGUUGUCCAAGCACAGACAGUUCCACUGCGCUGCAGGUGACGGUCCCAAGAAGUCCUUCAGCUGCAAGUACUGCGAGAAGAUCUACGUCUCUCUGGGAGCCCUCAAGAUGCACAUCCGCACCCACACCCUGCCUUGCAAAUGUACCAUCUGCGGCAAGGCGUUCUCCAGGCCGUGGCUGCUUCAAGGCCACAUCAGGACCCACACAGGAGAAAAGCCUUUCUCGUGCACGUACUGUAACAGGGCGUUCGCAGACAGGUCGAACCUCAGAGCCCACUUGCAGACCCACUCUGAUGUCAAGAAGUACUCUUGCUCCACCUGCAGCAAAACCUUCUCGAGGAUGUCUCUGCUCACGAAGCACACAGAGGGAGGGUGCACGCUGAUGCACCUGGAGAAGAUGUGCUAGUCUUGUUAUUUCGUAUUUAUUGUUUUUUUGUCUACAUUCCCACUGGUGCCCUGCAGUAUUUAUAUCUCACAGUGCCUUUUAUGAUAAAGACUGAGGAUCUUGUACAAAUGCCGCGAGUAGGUUAGGUUAGAAAGAGAGAAGUUAAUAUAUAUCUUGUACAUAGUCUCGCUGGUGAAUGCGUCGAAUUAUUUUCUAGUCAAGGGAAGCGUUGAAGCUUCUUUAAUGUUAUAUUGCCAUUGUAUAGUGCCUUACUUUUAGAAUACAUACAGAUUUUAUACUAUUUAAAUAAACAGUUAUUUAUA